Strongylus vulgaris is the source of this 587-nucleotide messenger RNA. NCBI's taxonomy places the organism in Eukaryota, Metazoa, Nematoda, Chromadorea, Rhabditida, Strongylidae. The record is from the annotation of a GenBank genome assembly.
AUGAAAUUUCGCUACACGAGACCGUCGGAAAUUGACAGUGACGAAGAUUUGAUAAAACCUGCGAUGAGAAUUCUGUUUUCAAGAGUUCAUGGUGGGAGUACGACAUCGCAUAUAAUUCAGCAACCAUUGGUUUUGAUGGAAGAGAUGUAUACGAACUUUAUGUGGAUUGUUGAAGGAGAGGAGGACAAAGGACUACUUGUGCAUAUUGAAUCUAUUCGCAUUCCUGAAGAGAUCUACCAAGGUUUCGAUAGUGUCAACAAGAUCGGAUUAUUCCUUUCCGAAGCCGUGGACAAUCCAAAUCUGAACUUUGUCAUGAACAAUGGGCGACCUGGUAGUGUUAGGGUGGCUGGAUUCGUUCCACCGGCUGAUAUCUAUCUGCCCUUUUCGCGACUUGAAAUCUCAUUUUUCGCUCCACCAAGAAGUGAAUUCCGUCUUACAUGGAAGAGCGUACCCAAGAGAAAUGCAAACUACACCGAAGAAAGCGAGCAGAAGAAUGUUACAAGAGUGUAUGCAUGCGGAUCCGUGCUAGUACCAACAUGGGAUUGGCAAGAGAUUAAAAGCCCUAUACCUGCCGGAGAAAGUUAGUG